This is a messenger RNA of Thyridium curvatum, 3336 nucleotides long. RefSeq lists its product as uncharacterized. The transcript is spliced from 4 exons. The record is from RefSeq and is a predicted model, not a curated record. Gene Ontology annotation, cellular component: membrane coat; AP-3 adaptor complex; endosome membrane. NCBI's taxonomy places the organism in Eukaryota, Fungi, Ascomycota, Sordariomycetes, Thyridiales, Thyridiaceae. Gene Ontology annotation, biological process: Golgi to vacuole transport; protein targeting to vacuole. Bases 1 to 3336 code for a protein of 1111 amino acids.
AUGGCCGUCUUGCGUUCCGACUCCAACGGUGAAGUCGGCCCUCUGGCCGCAGCUUCGCGACAAUGUACGGCUCCCACUCUAGACUCUGGUUGUGCUGCCCAAACAACACUAACAAGCCUGCGCAGGUUCGAAAAAUCUCUCUAUGACCUCAUCAGAGGUCUGCGAAAUCACAAGGGCAACGAGAGGGAGUACAUCCAGAACAGUCUCAAAGAAUGCCGGGCCGAGGUGCGCAGCCAGGACAUGGACCUCAAGGCCACCGCCCUGCUCAAGCUCAUAUACCUCGAGAUGGUUGGGCAUGACAUGUCAUGGGCCUCCUUCCAUGUGCUGGAGGUCAUGUCUUCUCCGAAGUAUCACCAGAAGAGGGUGGGAUACCUCGGGGCUGUCCAGAGCUUCCGGCCCGACACCGAAGUUCUCAUGCUCGCGACGAACCUGCUGAAGAAGGACAUCGCAGCGGCCUCGACAACGAUCAUCUCCCUACCGAUAGCGACGUUACCGCAUAUCAUCACGCCCUCUUUGGCACUGUCUGUAAUGCCAGACCUCCUGCCACGCCUCAGCCACACUCAUCCUGUCAUUCGAAAAAAGACCAUUGUCACAUUGUACAGGUUAGCAUUGGUCUAUCCCGAGACGCUGAGGGCGGCGUGGCCGAAGAUCAAGGAGCGCCUGAUGGACAACGAGGAGGAUCCGAGCGUCACAGCUGCUAUCGUUAAUGUCGUCUGUGAGCUGGGCUCUCGGCGACCUCAUGACUUCCUGCCUCUUGCGCCUCGCCUCUUUGAGUUGUUGGUUGAUGGAGGCAACAACUGGAUGGCCAUCAAGCUUAUCAAGCUUCAGUUCGCCACGUUGACACCCCUGGAACCGCGCCUGGUCCGAAAAUUACUACCGCCUUUGACAGACCUCAUUCGCACCACCCCAGCCAUGUCUCUACUGUAUGAAUGUAUCAACGGCAUCAUACAAGGUGGAAUUCUAGGGAGCGGAGACGAUGUUUCCGGCACCGAAGAGAUUGCCUCCCUUUGCGUCAGCAAGCUCAGGGGCAUGGUGAUGAUUGACGGAGAUCCGAACUUGAAAUAUGUCGCUCUGCUCGCCUUCAACAAGAUUGUGGCCACACAUCCUCUGCUCGUUGCGGAACAGGAGGACGCUAUCCUGGAGUGCAUAGACAGUCCAGAUAUCACAAUUCGGAUCCAAGCCCUGGACUUGGUUCAGGGGCUCGUCAACAGUGACAACCUAGUAUCAAUAGUCAGCCGCUUGAUGAGGCAACUGAAGCUGUCCGAUACCUCGUCCGAGCAUCGGGUCGAAGCGCAGCCCAUCGAGUUCCGGGCCGAGUCUGACGACGAAAGCGAGGCGCGCGUGACGCCGCCUCGUGGUGACAGCGAUGCUCCUCCACUGCCCCUGGACUACAAGGUCGAUGUUAUCGGGAGGAUAUUGACCAUGUGUUCACAAAACAACUACAACAAUUUGAUCGACUUUGACUGGUACAUCGACGUUCUUACACAGCUGAUUCGGACUGCCCCGACGGCACCUCGACGUGAUAAUGAUCUCGAUGAGACCAGGUCAAAAGCGACCGCCACGGAAAUAUCUGAAAGGAUAGGAGAUGAACUUCGAAAUGUGGCUGUCAAGGUCAGGGCCGUCAGAGGUGCCACGAUCAGUACUGCCGAGGCUAUUCUAGCCCAAUUUAAUUCGGAAUCUGCUGUCAACUAUCCUGCUACCUCGGGAGCCCUCCGCCCCAUCGCCUGGAUUCUGGGAGAAUAUGCGAUCCAGCUGUCUUAUCCGGAUGAUACGCUCAGCUAUCUCUUGCAGAUGGUCCCUAGAACGGAAUCUCCUCAGGUGCUAGCCGCUUGCGUGCAGGCUAUUAUCAAGAUAUUCUCGGUGGUCACGAGAGACGAAAGAGAGCUUUGGACGCCGGAGAGAAAGUCGAGGAUAUCACUCCUGAUGGCCCGCAUCAUUCAUGUCCUUGAGCCUCUGACUUUACACCCCAAUCUCGAGGUCCAGGAGCGGGCUGUCGAGUUCUCUGAACUGCUCAAACUCACCGCAGAGGCUGCCUCUGGCCAGUCCACGUCAACUGACGAGGUGCAGCAAGAUGCCCCCUUGCUACUCACCCAAGCCAUCCCAACCCUCUUCAGCGACUGGGAGCUGAAUUCUGUCGCCCCAGGCGCGCAGAGGAAUGUGCCGCUUCCUGAAGGUCUCGACCUCGACGCCCCCAUCCAUCUCAACCUCCCCGGUCUUCUCGCAGAAGCCGACUCAUUAGGCUUUCUCGCCGAAGACGAGGACGAAUUCAAGAUCUACUACCACCAGCGCCAACAACCAACCAGCAUCUCCUCCGCAGAGCCGGCCAUCAACAGGCUCGAAGACGCGCCUACAGAAGUCGGCACUUCCUACCAGCAGGCCGGCGAGGAAUCGUACCUCGACCCGGACAUCCUCGCCCGGCGCAAGGCUGAGCGGCGCGAGCGCAACCGCGACGACCCCUUCUACAUCGGCGGCGAGGGCUCGAGCCGCAGCGGCAGCGGGCUGGGGGGCCGGUCGACGCCCAUCCACAACAUCCUGCAGCGCGAGAACGGGCCGGACCUGGACAUCGACUCCAUACCCAUCAUGCAGCUCGACCUCAACAAGCUCAGCAGCUCUCUGCCGUCAUCGUCUGGGGCAGGUGCCGCCGGCGGCUCAAAGCCGAAGCCCAAGGCGCCAAGGCAGCGUGUCAUUAUUGCCGCCGACGAGACGCUGGCGGGGACGGGCAGCGGGGCCAACACGCCCGCGCGCAACUACGAGUCCGAGAACAACUCGGACAGCUUCACCAAGUCGAGGGCGCGGCGGCUCAAGCAGCAGCAGGGCCUGCUGCAGGUCGACUCGAGCAGCCUGGGAUCGCUCAGCCUUGAGGACGGCGGCGGCGGCGGCGGCGGCCCGGGGGCGGCGACGAUCGCGCCGUACGAUUACGAGAGGCAGCAGAGGGAGGAGGCGGAGAUGGCGCAGGCGAUGAGGGAGGUCGAGCGCCUGCGGCUCGAGAUGCAGCGCGCCAACGAGAGGAUACAGGUCGCGCAGGGGGUGCCGGCCGGCGGCACGGUGGUCAAGAAGAAGAAGAAGAGCAGCAGCGGCGCGAAGACUAAGGCGGCUGAGGGGGGUGGUGAUGGGACGGAGGGCGCGGUGGCGGUGAAGCCUAAAAAGAAGAAGAAGAAGGCCGCUGCCGCCGUCGCUGGGGACGAGGAAGGGGGUGGUGAUGGGGCUGCUGCCGUUGUCUCGCCUGCUGAUGAGGAAGGGGCUUCGUCCGCGGAGGUGGUCAAGCCCAAGAAGAAAAAGAAGAAGCCUCGAGCGCCUGUGGAUUUACAGGAGGGUGAGGGGGCACAAGCUGAGUAG